Molecule: messenger RNA, 8953 nt
Organism: Diceros bicornis minor
Lineage: Eukaryota; Metazoa; Chordata; Mammalia; Perissodactyla; Rhinocerotidae
Gene: EPB41L3
Product: erythrocyte membrane protein band 4.1 like 3
Exons: 25
Coding region: 4530-7832 (1100 amino acids)
Biological process (GO): cortical actin cytoskeleton organization
Cellular component (GO): plasma membrane; cytoskeleton
Molecular function (GO): actin binding; structural molecule activity
Source: RefSeq, a predicted model, not a curated record
AGACAUACAUUUUAUAGUCAUAGUGCAUGAAUAUUAGCUCCAUAGCUUCCUGCCUCGAGCAGGAAGAGAAGAGGAGAGAAGUGAGGUUUCUUCCUGAGAGUGCAGGGGUGCUGCAGGGGCUGGAGAUGGGUCAAGUCAGUGACAACUUAUGAGGAGGAGGCCCAAGAAAGCCAGGGAGGGGAGCAGGGAUGGUUUGCACGCAGCCUGGGAGGGCCUCACUGAAGUCAGAAAGGGGCUGUCUUUCCUGGGAGCUCCGUUUCGUCCACCCCACGGGGUAUCCCCAGGGCAUGAGCUCUGACUCUGACUCUGGCUCCCCUGGAACGUGGGCUACAUAUUGGAACAUAAAAGUAAGCUCAUCCGUAAACAUUUCCCACUUGCAAAUUAAUCAAGAAUUUGGUUUUAAAAGGUGAGCACAGACACUGCAUCUAACCAUGUAGGGAAAGUUAUUCUUUUUGAAAGCAACCUUGAAAUUUAUUAUAGGGUGAUGAAGCAUUAUGACAGAGCUUUGUGAAUUCAUUUUUUAUAAUGAAUCAUUAUAGAGUGGAAAGGUAAGUUGAACAAUAAAUAAUUCUGUAUAACUACCACAUACAGGGGAAGGGACAGCAACUGUGGCCUCCUACAUGUACGGAAUAGCCUGACCUUGCUCUUAGAUCAAGACCAGAACCCUUCACCCAGCCACUUGGGUCUGCUCCUACAUCCUUCUGCAGCCUCCCCUCUUAUCAUUUGCCUUCCUGCUGUCUGCUCUAGACACAGCGGUUCACAAACAUUUUGGUCUCAGGACCUCUAUUUUUAAAAAUGAUGGAGGACCACAAAGAACUUUCGUUUAUGCAUGUUAUAUCUACUGAUAUUUACUGCAUUAUAGUCAGCCCUGGAAGUCUAGUGGUUAAGAUUCAGCACUGCUGCAGCCUGGGUUCCUUUCCCAGUCAAGGAACCACCUCCCUUCUCCCCUCCAUUGGUUGUCAUACUGUGGUGGCUGCGUGUUGCUGUGAUGCUGAAAACUGUGCCACUGGUAUUUCAAAUACCAGCAGGGUCACCCAUGGUGGACAGGUUUUAGCAGAGCUUCCAGACUCAGACAGACUAGGAAGAAGGACCUGGCCACCCACUUUUGAAAAAAUUGGCCAUGAAAACCCUAUGACUAGCAGUGGAGCAUCAUCUGAUGUAGUGCCAGAAGGUGAGAGGAUGGCACAGAAAGACCAGGCAGGGUUCCACUCUGCUUGACACAGGGUCACUAGAAGUUAGAAUCCACUCAACAGCACUAACAACAAAUUUACUACAAUAGAAAUUACAACUGAGAAUUUUUUAAAAUAUUUAUUUAAAAAUAAUAAAAGUUUAUUCCAUGUUGACAUAAAUAUUUUUAUGAAAGUUAACAAUGUUUUCCAAAAUAAAAAUAAUUUAGGGUAAAGAGUGACAUUGCAAAUCUAUUUAAUGUCUGACUUAAUAGAAGAGGGUGGAUCUUACGCCUGCUUCUGCAUUAGAAACUGAGGGUGAGAUACAUCAUACAUCAUACAUCAUGUAGCUCCUAGAAAGUUCCACCGUACACUCCUGUGAGAAUGUGUGUAAAAAGGCAAAUAAUGUCUUAGUAUGACCAGGAAAUAGUUUUGAUCUCACAGCCCUCCUAAAAGGGUCUUAGGGCCUCCCAGGGGUCCUGGACCACACUUCCAGAACCACUGCUCUAGACUCACAGGCCUUCACCUGUAAGUCGGAAAUAAGUCAACAGGGUGAAUGAAAGGGAUAAGGGGAAAUAAGGUUGGAAGGUUAAGCUGAGGCUACAGUAUAUCCUGUCUUAUUUGGACAUCCUCAUCUUCUGGGAAGGAGUUGAGCAUUCGUGCCGAAAGGCAGACAACAAUUAGGGACAUUCCAAAGCCCACUCUGAAUUUACCCUGUUUCAUAUUUCUCAAAGGUCUUUUUCAAGCAUCAUUUCAUUUAAUCUUUAUCGUAACUCUAUGAGAAAACCAGGACAUCUAUUGUUCUCCCUUUUCACGCAAGGAAAUAGGGAUGUUCAGUGGCUUGCUCAAGCUCACCCAGUUCCUUGAAGGAUUCUGAACCCACACCUUGGAUCCCUAAGUCCUUCCCCUGUGCAGGUUGUCUUCCUUCAUUGUGAGGUUGACCCCCGUACACAGGGGCCGGGUGAUAGAAAUUGUGUGCAGAAGGAAUUGAAAGCAGAUAUUUAAGCUCACUUCUGUUAUAGUGACUCAGGUAUGUACCAAUGUAUUCCCUUUUCUGAUUCUUUAGCAAAUAGAAGUAGUUAAUGUGCCAGAGAGUCUCAAUUGUAUCAUUUGGCCAGUACAAUUGAAGUUUGCAUGUCUAUAAUGAGAAGAAAAUUCACCAUUCAUUACCAGGACUAGGGAGAGUAGAUUAAAGAAAAUGCUAUCCACAACCCAAGUUAUUAAACUUUUAAAAUAUCCAAAGGGCGAUAGGAAGACCUUGAUGGGCACUUUUUAAGGUGUCCACCGACUUGGAAAGAACGGGGGAGGUGUGUGGACUGAGUGCUGACAGCCGGGCUCGUUUCUGGACUUUGUGGGCAUAUCUGUGAUGAUUUCUUCCAGUGCCCUUUAAGCAACUACUCCCAUCCUACCAUCUGCCGAGAGGAAGACCAAAAUCCUUGAAUGUAUGUGAGGCUGCUUGUUGUUCUAUUACAAAUUGCUGUCUUUUUUACACUUUACACCGUGUUGACUUAUGCUCUUAUUCAUUCUUUCCUUUGAAGAUUGGGUCUACACAGGGUGGCCAAAUAGUUCCAAGAACCAUUCUGACAGUAGCUUUCUUGUUUUCUAAUUGCAGUAAAAUACACCUAAGAUAAAAUGUACUAUCUUAACUACUUUUGAGUGUACAGUUCAGUAGUGUUCUGUACAUUCACAUUGUGCAACCAACCACCAGAACUCUUUUCGUCUUCCAUUGAACAACUCCCAAUUUCCCCCUCCCUGCUAACCCCUGGCAACCACCUUUCUACUUUCUGUCUCUAUGAAUUUCACUAUUCUAAGUACCUCAUAUAAGUGGAAUCAUAGUAUUUGUCCUUUUGUAUCUGGCCUAUUUCACUUAGCAUAAUGUCCUCAAGGUUCAUCCAUGUUGUGGCAUGUAUCAGAAUUUCCUUCCUUUUUAAGGCUGGAUAAUAUUCCAUUGUAUGGAUAGACCACAUUUUGUUUAUCCAUUCUUCUGUCAGUGGACACUUGGGUUGCUUCUACUUUUUGGCUAUUGUGAAUAAUGCUGCUAUGAAGAUGGGUGUAGAAAUUUCUCUUUGAGACCUUGCUUUCAGUUAUUUUGAGUUGACAGCAGCUUUUGAUGGAACGGAUUAGUAGUGUACAUCUGCAAGGCCGAGGCCCAGGAGGCCGCAGGGGACCCAAGGAUCACAGAAUUUCUCUAGCAUGAUCUCGGCAUAGUCUGGUUUUCCAAGGUGACUGCUCAUGUGGAAAGCCUGUGACAGAUGAGCUGUUUUAAAUGAAGGCUCAGUUUGGGGAGUUUCAUCUACUUGAAAAUAUGUUUUAUGUGAUUUUAUGCUGUAAAAUUUCUUUCCUAAUGGAGCAACUAUCAUGGCUUACAGGAUUGAAAAACAAUGUAUCCUAGAAAUUUUACACGAAGUAGUUUUUUUUCUGGGCCUCUAUAAAAAAAACAACUUAUUUCUUUGGUCCUUUCUUUGAAUAAUUCAAAUUCUAUUCUAUGGCUUUGACCUGUAGUACAUCUAAAAUGGGUUAUGAUUUAUAUUCUUUGAGAAUAUAUAAUUAGAAUUAUUUCAGUCAAAUGCCUGUUGGAAUGUGUAAAUAAUUUUGCUGGGUUUUCUGAUUCUAACUUUUGAGUCAGCCUAAGUCUUUACCUUGCAGCGGUUCCCCCACUCCUGCUAGUCCAGACUUGCUUUAAUUAUUUUUAUGUCCCUAUAUAUCUGUACAGCUCUUUCACAGACUCUUUCUGGAAACGUCUGCUACAUAUUCAGAGGUGGCUGCAUGUGCCUCUCUUCUGUACAGCUGCGACAUGGCAGUGUCAAUGACGGCUCCCUUUGGAUCUCUCAUGAUUGUCUACGUGUUUUUCUGCAGCAACUUUCUCCUCGAUCCGCAGUGUCUUGGCAGUAGGGCAGUUUCUAGAAAGGAGGGAGCUCUUGUUAUCAUGCUUAGGAUGCAGUAAGUUACCACCAGUUGUUGAAUUAUUCCUAAACUCUGUUUUCUUCUCUUUUUUGCUCACUCUUCCUGUCUCACUGCCUCUUGGAACAUGGAACCGGGACCUGCCCAUCAUCUGGAAAAAAUGUCAUCUCUGGGCUUUGGGAUGUGGAUCAUUUCUCGAGCAUGUGGGAAGGAAGAUUCCAAGAAAAACCUUUGAUUAGCAUAUUAUAGAAGUGGCUUCUGUACUUUCCUUAAAGUACUUAGCAUGACUGAUUCCUGGAAGAAAGAAAUCAGGCAAUAGUGUUUACUUCCAGUAACUGAAAUAAGUGACACCUAUGUUUAGUCCAAAGAGAAUAUAUCAGGAGAAGAGAAGGAAGCAUUGGAAAAUAGUCAUUUUUAGUGACUUGGAAAGGAAAAUGUGCGAUUUUAAGUGAACAAUCCACCAUGACGACUGAAUCCGGCUCAGACUCGGAGGCCAAGCCGGAGGCGGAGGCGGCGCCGGCGGCGGCGGGGGCGCCGGGGCCGGGCGGCGAGGAGCAGCGGCAGGCCCCGGAGCAGUUCGCGGCCGCGGCGGCGCACAGCACCCCCGUGAGGAGGGAGGUCACCGACAAGGAGCAGGAGUUUGCUACUGGAGCUGCAAAGCAGCUUGAAUAUCAGCAAUUUGAAGACGAUAAACUUUCUCAGAAAUCAUCUAGCAGUAAACUAUCUCGAUCUCCGUUAAAGGUCAUCAAAAAGCCUAAAAGCAUGCAGUGCAAAGUGGUACUUCUGGAUGGAUCAGAGUAUACCUGUGACGUGGAGAAACGCUCCAGAGGCCAAGUGCUGUUUGAUAAAGUAUGUGAACAUCUGAACUUGCUAGAAAAAGACUACUUUGGGCUUACGUAUCGAGAUGCUGAAAACCAGAAGAAUUGGUUGGACCCUGCUAAGGAAAUUAAAAAACAGAUUCGAAAUGGUGCUUGGCACUUUUCAUUUAAUGUGAAAUUUUACCCACCAGACCCCGCCCAGCUCUCUGAAGAUAUCACCAGGUACUACCUCUGCUUACAGUUGCGAGAUGACAUUGUGUCUGGAAGGCUGCCCUGCUCCUUUGUCACCCUGGCACUGCUGGGCUCCUACACUGUCCAGUCAGAACUUGGAGACUAUGACCCAGAUGAAUGUGGGAAUGAUUACAUUAGUGAGUUCCGCUUUGCACCAAACCACACUAAAGAGCUGGAAGAUAAAGUGAUUGAACUGCACAAGAGCCACAGAGGAAUGACACCAGCAGAAGCAGAGAUGCAUUUCUUGGAAAAUGCCAAAAAACUAUCCAUGUAUGGGGUAGAUUUACAUCAUGCCAAGGAUUCUGAAGGAGUAGAAAUUAUGCUAGGAGUUUGCGCAAGUGGUCUCUUGAUAUAUCGUGACCGACUACGAAUAAACAGAUUUGCCUGGCCUAAGGUUCUAAAAAUUUCAUACAAACGGAACAACUUUUACAUUAAGAUCCGGCCGGGAGAGUUUGAGCAAUUUGAAAGCACCAUUGGGUUUAAGCUGCCAAACCAUCGAGCUGCCAAGCGUUUAUGGAAAGUAUGUGUUGAACACCAUACAUUUUUCAGACUGUUGUUACCAGAAGCACCUCCAAAGAAAUUCCUUACCUUGGGUUCCAAGUUUCGUUACAGUGGCAGAACACAAGCCCAAACAAGAAGAGCCAGUGCGUUGAUAGAUCGUCCAGCGCCUUACUUUGAACGCUCGUCCAGCAAACGUUACACCAUGUCUCGAAGCCUGGAUGGAGCGUCAGUGAAUGAAAACCAUGAAAUAUACAUGAAGGAUUCUGUGUCUGCUGCAGAGGUUGGUACUGGCCAGUACGCCACAACAAAGGGCAUCUCUCAGACGAACUUGAUCACCACUGUGACUCCGGAGAAAAAGUCCGAGGAGGAGCGCGGUGAGGAGGAGGACAGACAGAAGCAGGCAGAGGAGGCCACGCCCGUCGCAGCAGUCCGACAGGAGGGAAAGUCACCUGGGCUUGGCACUGACUCAUGUCCCCUGUCCCCUGCAUCAGCCCAUCGUCCCCCUGCAUCUCCCACAGAGCUCCCUAGGAGGUGUAAGGAGAAUGACCACCAACCACCAGGUUUCGAGCCAUCCAAAGAAACUGUGCAUGUGCACGGAGAGCCCACCUUGGACUCUGAAGGCAAAGGGAAGCCAUAUUUAGGGGACCAAGAUGUGGCCUUUAGCUACAAACAGCAACCUGGCAGAGGGACCACCCUGUUUUCCUUCUCCUUGCAGCUCCCUGAGUCAUUCCCUUCUCUUCUAGAUGACGAUGGCUACCUCUCUUUUCCCAACCUGUCUGAAAGCAGCCUCCUCCCGCAGAGCUUGCAGCAUUAUCUCCCAAUCCGCUCACCCUCCCUCUUGCCCUGUGUCCUCUUCAUCUUUUUCUUCCUGCUCUCCACCUCCUUCUCAGUGCCGUAUGCCCUCACUCUCUCCUUCCCUCUGGCUAUGUGCCUCUGCUACCUGGAGCCCAAGGCGGCCUCCUUGAGUGCCUCACUAGACAAUGACCUGAGUGACAGUGCAGAGGAAGAGACUGACAGUGAGCGCACAGACACUGCAGCUGACGGGGAAACCACCGCCACAGAGUCGGACCAAGAGGAAGAUGCAGAGCUCAAGGCACAGGAGCUAGAUAAAACUCAAGAUGACCUGAUGAAACAUCAGACCAAUAUUAGUGAGCUGAAAAGAACCUUUUUAGAAACCUCCACAGACACCACCGUGACGAAUGAAUGGGAAAAGAGGCUUUCCACCUCCCCCGUGCGACUGGCCGCCAGGCAGGAGGAUGCGCCCAUGAUUGAGCCACUGGUCCCUGAAGAGACUAAACAGUCUUCUGGUGAAAAGCUCAUGGAUGGCUCUGAAAUCUUCAGUUUAUUAGAGUCUGCAAGAAAACCAACAGAAUUCAUAGGAGGGGUUACUUCUGCUGCUCAGAGCUGGGUUCAGAAAACAGAAACCAAGACGGAGUCCACCGAAACAACCCAGCACCCGCACCCACUGGGCCCUGAGAAUAUUGUGCAGGAAACCGUGCUGGUGGAGGAAAGACACGUGCAGCAUGUGCACGCGAGCGGGGAUGCCUCUCACGUGGCUGCAGAUGACGGGGAUGCCGCAGCCCAGGCAGCAUCUGCUGAUGCUUUUAGCGCUAAAGGGAAGGACGGUUCUGCUCUGACUGAGGAGGCUAACGAGGAAAAAGGAGAGGUGGCCGAUCAAGCUGUCCUCAAACCAGAAGAGAUGGCCACUGCUUCCCGUGAGCCAGAGGAGGAGCAGGGUGCGGCAAUCCACAUCUCUGAAACUUUGGAACAAAAACCUCAUUUUGAGGUACAGCCAUCGGCUCUGAAGACAGAAACCAUCAGUUUUGGCAGUGUUUUACCAGGAGGAGUAAAGCUUGAAAUUUCUACCAAGGAAGUACCAGUAGUUCACACAGAAACGAAAACCAUAACGUAUGAAUCCUCACAGGUUGAUCCUGGGGCUGAUUUAGAGCCGGGUGUGCUGAUGAGCGCACAGACGAUCACAUCUGAAACUACCAGCACCACGACCACCACGCACAUCACCAAAACUGUGAAAGGGGGCAUUUCAGAGACAAGGAUUGAGAAGCGAAUAGUCAUCACAGGAGAUGCGGACAUUGACCAUGACCAGGCUCUGGCUCAGGCAAUUAAAGAGGCCAAAGAACAGCACCCUGACAUGUCAGUGACCAGAGUGGUGGUCCAUAAAGAGACGGAGAUCACCCCAGAAGAUGGAGAGGACUGAACCCAGGAAUAGCUCAGCCUGCACACGAAUCCAGGCAUGCCACCCGCUGGGAGAGCCAGAGCCUCUGUGGACUCCUCCUCGAACCCAGCUGACUUGCAUCUGCCGGUGGGAGAUUUCCAUCCAGAAGAACUGACCUUGCCCCUAAAUAAAGACACUGGCAGAUCUUCCCUUAAUAACACAAUCCGAGUCAGCAUCACUAAAUUGAUACUGCAUGAAGCAAUGAUACAAUUACAAAAGAGCAGCAUUUUUAAUUUUCACAAAAUGUCUAAGUUUUCAGCUACACCUGCACGUUCAUAACUGACAAUAUACGCCGUGAUCUCACAUAACAUAAACAGUUCAUGCCUUCCGUAGCUCAGUACUAUUCAAGUCUAAACCAAACUGCAGUUUCUUGGGUGACAGCUCUUUUGUUUACAGAUCAAUGAAGGUUACCCUGAAAUGCUAGAAGCUGUCUAGGUCCAAUGUGUCAGGUUUAUUCCAGAUUAGAUUUGCCAAUAACCGAGUCAAUUCAGUAAACAACUUGAAUAUUGUCUUUGUUUUGUCUGGGUUUGCUAUUCUCACCCAUGAACAGUGAUGACUCUCUGAUCCUCUGGAAAUAUUUAAUGCUUACAAUCCUGUGUUGUGUAUCUAAUUUAAUUCAUUAUAAGGUAGUACUGAUUUUACCAUAAAGAUGUGAUUUUUUCCUUGUCCACUUUGGUCUGCGUUCAAUCUGGAAAGCUUUCCAGAGUUUCCUAACAAGUCCUAAAUAUGUAAAUUGUCAUUAUUUUGGGAAGAAAACCUGUAUUUUUGUUAGUUUACCAUAUUAUGAAAUUUCACUCCGGAAAAACCUGUUGGGAUUUUUUUUCUCUCUCUUCAUUUCUUCUUCCUUGUAUUUUUAAAUUGAUUUUUCUUUUACUUGAAAAAGAUUUUAUUUCCAAAAUCUGGUCCAUAUUUACAAUCUAGUGCAGAGCCAAGCCUUAAACUGUACAGAAUUUCCACUGUAAUUAAACUAUUUAGUGUUUAGUUAUAAAUAGUCUUCAAAAAGAUAUAUUCUCCAUUACACUGUCGACUGCAUCACACAGCCCGUGGUGAAUGUACGUUUCUGCGUAGCGAAAUAAAAAUGGUAAAUGCAUUUAAACCUCUAA